Seminavis robusta is the source of this 5133-nucleotide messenger RNA. The record is from the annotation of a GenBank genome assembly. NCBI's taxonomy places the organism in Eukaryota, Bacillariophyta, Bacillariophyceae, Naviculales, Naviculaceae.
AUGGCGGCGCCCAGUGCAUCGUCAUCAUGUCAAGUCCGCGUGGGUGUGAGGAUCAGACCUCUGACGAACAAUGAAAUCAAGCAAGGAGGAAAGCGAGUUCUGGACAUCUCGCCUCCAUGUGUUGGGAUUGGGGAGCGCCGCUUCACGUAUGAUGCCGUAUUCGACUCCUUCGUUGGGCAACAAGAACUCUACGAAAGUGUCUCCAAACCUUUGCUCGCCAGUUUUGUGGAUGGAUACAACGCGACGAUCAUGGCGUAUGGCCAGACAGGAUCAGGAAAGACUUUCACCAUGGGCAGUGAGGCUCACUCGGAGUUUGAAAGCGCGGCGCAUACAGGGUUGAUUCCUCGAUUCUUGGCAGAAAUAUUCGAUCAGCUACAAAGACAGAAAGAUUUGUCUCUCUCGCAAGACAUGCAGAACAAUGGUAAUGGUUCAGCAGCCAUGGACUUCAAAAUCUCUGCUUCGUUCUUGGAGGUGUAUGGGGAAGAUGUUCAUGAUUUGUUGGAUAGCAAUCGGCCAUCUUUGCCGCUUCGGGAGGACUCCAACGGAGGGAUCGUUAUAGCAGGACUCACAAAUAGUCCUGUGGUCAACGCAGCCGAAGCCUUAGAAGUGUUGAACGAAGGCACCAUGAAUCGAACAACCGCUGCCACGCUGAUGAAUCUUACCUCGAGUCGAUCCCAUGCAGUGUUUACAAUUCACUUAUCCAAAACAACGAGGUCAGCUAAUGCGGGUGACGUUGACAUGACAACCGAGUCCAAGUUUACCUUUGUGGAUUUGGCCGGAAGUGAAAGGAUGAAGAAAACGGGAGCUGAAGGAGAAAGAGCUCGAGAGGGCAUCAAGAUCAACGAAGGCCUCUUGGCUUUGGGGAACGUCAUCAAUGCACUGGCAGACGAGGAACGCUUGGCCAAAGAAAAGAAAGUGCAUGUCCCGUAUCGACAAUCUAAGCUCACACGUCUACUGCAGGACGCCCUCGGUGGAAACAGUCAAACUCUCUUCCUUGCUUGUGUGUCACCGUCGAACACUAAUGCAGGUGAAACAGUAUCAACGUUGCACUAUGCUAACCGCGCAAGGAACAUCAAGAACGCUCCGACAAAGAACGUGGACGCCCAUAUUGUAGAACUGCAUAGACUGAACAACCUCACACGUGUGAUGCAAUGUGAAUUGGUCAAAUUGCGUUUCAAAGAACGCCAACUUGGCACCGACGCAACAACUGAUGCUGACGAAAAGAUUGGUGAGAUCGACGACAGUUUGUUGAAUCGAUCUGAUGUCCAAGACUACAUUCUGCAACUCCAUGAAGUUGCGAAUCAAGCCGAGGCAUCGUCUUCUCUGCUCUUACUCCCAGCCCCUCCAGUGACAAAUCAACCUGGGGCUUUUCGCGUUUCACCGCCUUCUGCUAUGGAGUUUGCGUCCCCAGCAAGAACCAGAUUUUCCAACAAGCGAAGCCCGGUCAUUGAAGCUACUCCCAAUCGGUCCAUCUUGGAGAAGUUUGACGAUCCCCUACUAGAUGAGGUAGAUCCGGACGCAGAAAUGGCGAUUCUCGACCAGCUACUCGAAGUUCAGCAUCAGGACCAGAAAUUUGGCCAGCAGCAGGAGAAGGAUAACGAGCAGCUCCAGCAGGUAGAGGGCGAGUUGGCCGUGCAAGAAGGCUUGCUACUACAGCUCAAGGAGAGCUUGCGAGUGUACCACAAUAUGAAGGAGAAAUACGAAGUGUUGAUGGCCGAAGUGCAGCAGCUCGAAGUCGAAAAGGAACAGCUUGCCGAUCAGCUUGAAAAGGCAAAGGCAGAUCCAUCAACAGGCUGCUCUGCAUCCAUCAAGAAAAAGCUCGAAAAAGUGGAGCAGACCCUAUCUCGUGCGAGAAAUGAGACUCGUAAGCAUCGACAAAUGUGCCGCAAGGCGGAACAAGAAGCACAGAAAUGCAAAACUCUGGAGCGCAAAAUUACUGAGCUGAAGCACGGACGGGUUGCACUCAUGAAAAAGCAAAAGGAAGCUGCUGCGAAACACAAGGAAUACACAGACGCAAAAACUAGAGAGAUCAUGGCCCUCAAACGCAAAGAGAGGAAAGCGGAGAAGCAUGUUUCCAAGCUGCAGAAUGAAGUCCGACUUCACAAAAGCAACUUGAACAAGAGGCAGAAUUACAUCCACCAACUCAACAAGAAGAUGAAGCAAACCGAAACUCAUUUGAUGAAGGUUUUGUCUUCGCGACAACGAGACUUUAGACAACGGGCCAGCACCAUCGGAGCAGGUCGAAGGCGGUCCACAAUGCUGCCGCCUCUACCAAAUGCCGACGGUAAGGAGGACGAACCAAGUUUUGCUCCUCUUGAUGACGAAGUUAAGUCUGCCAAGUUCGUGCUUGAGAAGUUUGUCAAAGACAGGGUGACUCGAUCUGAACUACAGCAGAAGUACGAAGAGAGAGUGGCCGAAUACAGCGAGGCUAUGCGAGAAAUGGUCAAGGAGGUGAAGAUUCUAGAGAACACAGACGAUGAUGCAAUGGAAGACGAUGAUGUCGAGGAUCGCAAACAGAAUGUCGAAGAACUUGAACUGAAAGUGGAAGUGUUGGGAAGAGAACUCGAAGACUUGAGGGCCAGGCUGCCAAACAAUGACGACCCUGACGACAACAAUAAUGACACCACCGAGUCGGUUUUGGCUGCAAAGACAGCACCAGUGUUGCGUACGUUGCUCAUGGAGACCGUGGAGCUGUACGCAAAGACAGAGCUCGAGCGCCGCCGUGUGGCCAGUGCGGUUGCACGCAAAGAUUGCGCCCUCGUGAGCUUGGAGAAUGAAGUUGAAGCGCUCAGCAACAAGAUCACAGGGUUGACAAACGAUAUUUCACGUCGCCGUCGCCUUUCUGGCGAGGACCAGGUGCAAAUGUUGCAAAACUUGGAGGAAGAAAAGUCCAGUCUCGAAGACAAGCUGCGGGAAGCUCAGGACCGAUUGAACGAAGCAACAUCCUCAAAAGAACAGCUGCAAAAGGACAUGGAGAAACUUGGAGGCGAACAUGCUGCUGUCAAGGAGAAGCUUACACUCGCCGACACCAUCAUCCAGCAGACUGACGGAGUGCAUCCAUCGGAGGGGUUCUUUGAUAAGGCACAGCUACUUUGGCAAGAACUGGGUGUCGAUCUGGGCCACCGAGAGGCAAUUCGCCAGCAGAUUGAGUCUUGCCUGGAAGAUACAUGCGCUCGCAAACUGGAAGAAGCGUCAGAUUUGAAAUCGAAAACGUCAACCACCAUCAGUAGACUGGAAGGUGAACUCAACACAAUGCAAAGUGCACUAGGAUUGGAACUGGGAGACAGCACCUCUGAUCCAGCAGAGAUGACACUCUUGCAAAGAUUAGAGUGGUUGCAAGGUGAGAGUGCCAAGUUGCAGCCAACCGUCGCAGGGGCCCUCGAGAGACGAGAAAAGAUUGCACGGGAUGCCCAGGAGAUCACUUCGUCGAUGAUGAUUUCGAAAUCCGAUCUUUCCAGUGAUCUUCAGUCAUUGAUCCGGCACACGGCCGCGAUGCAAGCAUCUCAGGAGCAUGAGGACCCUGGUAUGAGCGGCGAAAAACAAAAUGGCCCCGUCCAAGGUAACUUGAGCGAUCGUUUCCUGUCGGGCUGCGAAGAAGAGCUCUCCUCGCUGAGGUUGAAGAAAGCGAGGCUUUUGGUGCGAAACACGGAAGUGCUGAACCUUUCGCACAAGCUCGUCCAAGAAAUGAACCUUUCUGAAGACGAGGUGGUUGCCGUGUCUCUUCACAGUGUGAAACAACGAUUGGACAACCUUCCCAGUUGGUGGGACCAGUCGCGUUUGGUGGAAGCAUCUACACGCGUCGUCCAAGGAAACGGAGUCCUUUCGGCAUCGCGGCCGUUUUCAGAUCAUUUGGAGAUGAUUCAUGACUCGCUGUCAAGUGUUGCCAAAGGGCGGAGUCAGCUCUCUUCGGUGCUCCGUGAAAUUGUCAACAGAGCACAGAAAACGCUGUUGGACACAGUCGAGAGAGAAUUGGAUGCCAGCGAAGCCUACACGAGCUUCCACGAUGCUCUCUUUCGGCUGCCGCCACUUUCCCAGGAGUUUGUGGAGGCGUGCAUUACAGAGAUGGAUGCUCUAAAGACAGGGGUCGAAACGAUGACUCAAAGCGAAAUUGAAGCUCUGACGGUUGUCUGGGAGGCUUUGAAUGUGUCGCUGCUCGAUCGCGGGAAGUUUUGGAGUGAAAUCGACGAGGCCACCAAGGCAAUGGAGAGCAGCACCGAAAGUCCUUUCGACGAAGUUCUUCGCAUCUGUACCGAGGACAAGGAACAAUGGGUGCUCACCGCGAUCAAGAACUGCCGAUCAUGCUACAAGAGACUCGAGACUAGACUGUUCAAGCUGGAGCGUAUUCACCGACAAGUCGAACGACUAAGGGCGAGACAAGACACGAAAAGCAGAAUCAUUUCUUUGGACUCUGAGCUGCGACUUCUGAGUGCAAGGCUCUCCGAGUUUGAGGUCAAGAGGUGCAGCAAGCAACGGCUGCUCACCAAGAAGUCUGGAAGCGCUGCACUGCUGAAGGAGGAGCGGUUUAGGAAGCAAAUGCAAGGUAAAUACACUGCCACGUUGGAGCAGUUGGCAGCGAUGUUGCAGCGAUGGAAAGACAAUGAAGGGGUGGGUUUCGAUCGGAAUCUGUUGAGCACCGAGGUUCGAACGUUACUGAAGAAGUCUGAUGGCGUGGACAAUUGGGUGGAGAAACGAACUGAAUUCAUGCAUCUGCGAAUGGUCCAGAGUGCCGUGAAGAGAAAGCCAGCUGAGAGAUCCUCCCGAUUGACCCCUCCGAGGAAGCGACCGGUGAAGCCGGCGGUUGAAAGCAGCACCAAGAAGAAACGGGAAGUAUCACGUGCAUCUCCAGCUCCUCAAAGACAGCGGAUUGUACCUUUGGAUCCAAACAGUGCACUGAAGAAGCGCAAGCCACAAGACAAGGCCAGGAGCACUCUGGCAAGCAGCAAGUCAACGAAAACGCAUCGGGCAGAUUCUCCGGGCAAGCCGCGUCCCCAGACCAAUAGGAACGGUGAGUCUUCCACAUUGCUACCAUUUGGAAAGGUGCUCUCUGAGCAUCCGGAGAAUGAGAACAAGAAGAAGCGACAGUCUACAAUGCUGCCUUUUGGCAACGUUCUUUCUGACAUUUCAGAAAACUAG